AUGGCGUCGACUAGAAAAAUAUGGGUGAGUCUGAUGUUGGUUCGUUUGGCCCAGGGUAUGACACAUAUGGGCAAAGGAACAAUGACGCUGAAUCCAUUUCAUUCGGAUCGUCAACUUAUGUGCCCAGCAGCGGUCGCCGGACUUAUUACCAUAUGCUACGCAUUUCUAGACGCCAACAAUUGUGUGUUGAAUAAUCGUCAGCACUAUUUAAUAUAUUCGAUGGCUCUGGCUAUACAGCCACGAUUGCUAAUAACUUUGGUUGAGGAUGAAACAGAUCCGGACAAACUGAAACAAGUGAACGUAAGCGUCCGUGUCGGACAAGCGGUUGAUGUAGUUGCCCAGGCUGGUAAACCAAAAACAAUCACGGGUUUCCAAACUCACACGACUCCUGUCCUCAUGGCUUACGGCGAACGAGCAGAACUUGCCAAUGAAGAAUGUUAG
Messenger RNA from Gongylonema pulchrum, 441 nucleotides. The record is from the annotation of a GenBank genome assembly. NCBI's taxonomy places the organism in Eukaryota, Metazoa, Nematoda, Chromadorea, Rhabditida, Gongylonematidae.